ACAACGAUGACUCAACCCAGCAUUCGUGUCGUUGUACGAAUACCUCACAAUCGUCCUGAAGCCCCCGAGCAAGUGCUGGCCGAUCCCCCUCGAAUAGAAUGGAAUUCGGACAAGGCGGAUGUGCUUUGGAAAGUGAUUGAACGUUCCAGGUCAAAAGAUGGAGCUGCUCCAGAUUGGAAAGGCCUGGCUGCUCAUCUCGAGGUUCCUCUCCCAUACUUGCUCUAUCGUGUACAUUCUCGGUUUCAAGAGGAGCUCCGUGGAAUACAAGAUAUCUCGGGAGUGUCUAGUCCUUCAAUGUUGCAAUUUGCCAACAAACCCUUCGAGGAUUCACCGACAACGGAGACUACGAGUAGCGUCAAACAACACCCACUCAUCUCGCGUGCAGCCAGCCGAUUGAAUGGCAGUGGGCGUAUGUCUCCGUCUGGAACAAGGAUAGCAACACCAAUUGGGGUUCGAGCUCGCCUGAGUUCUCUCGGAAGCAACUCAUCGCGACCUAAGAAGGCAACUUCGUCAUCAACAUUAACAGUACAAGCUUCCAAAAAGGCAGCGCGGCCCCUAAGUCCUACAUCCGGGUCAUCAGAUGGCACCGAUUCCGAAGAAGACGAGAAUAAAUUGGAAGAGGAGGAGGAAAAGAAAGCGGAGGAACAGGAAACUCUUGAUCGAAAGCUGCAAGACCUCCAGCAAAUGGUGAUGAAUGUUGGCUUGGUCAGCGCGCCUUCUCGACCUGGCACAUCGAUGCACAAGGGAAAAGCUAGAGAUGUUCCCCGUGGUCGCAUGGGAGCAGCCUCAGCAGUGACCUCGCCAAUGAACGGGAGCUUUCGACAAGACAACCGGUCAAGUCCCAUGAGCGUCUCCAGCGUGAGCUCAGCACCAGGGUCGAUUCCCGACAUGCCUUCUCCACCACCCGAUUCCCAAUCCCAUUCACCAAUGAGUCGACAUCUCUCGCCUAGCAAAUCGACAAGUCCACCAACACUUUCGCCUCGUAGUGCCCUUGGACAGUCGCAUCGACGGUAUAGCGCGUUUACUAGUGACCAGAGCAGCAGUCAUGGUUCCGAAGCGUCAACGGGUAGCUUUAGCGAUAUAAGUGAUUUGAAUGAUGGAAGUCUUUCUGCAUCUGCCCUUGAAAGUGCAUUAUUAUCCAACAUCAGGAAGAAUGGGUCACGGGUUUCGUCGACUUUCAGUCGAACGAGUCGCCUCACACGAUAG
Messenger RNA from Mycena indigotica, 1206 nucleotides. Its product is annotated as Atg29-N domain-containing protein. The record is from RefSeq and is a predicted model, not a curated record. The coding region runs from base 7 to 1206 and encodes 399 amino acids. Gene Ontology annotation, biological process: autophagosome assembly. Gene Ontology annotation, cellular component: phagophore assembly site. NCBI's taxonomy places the organism in Eukaryota, Fungi, Basidiomycota, Agaricomycetes, Agaricales, Mycenaceae. The transcript is spliced from 5 exons.